Molecule: messenger RNA, 819 nt
Organism: Didymodactylos carnosus
Lineage: Eukaryota; Metazoa; Rotifera; Eurotatoria; Philodinida; Philodinidae
Source: the annotation of a GenBank genome assembly
AUGCAAAUGGAUUUUUGGACGGCUCCUGUUCGAUCGUACAAUGGAAACCAAUACGUUCUAAUCAUCACUGAUCGAUUAUCCAAAUAUGUAUUUGCGCGCACCUUGCCAUCCGCGACUGCCAAGGAUGCCGCCGAAAUGAUAUUCGAAGACAUUAUACUGAAACAUGGAGCUAUUCGGUGUCUCCAAUCCGAUCAAGGUUCGCACUUCAAGAACGAAUUGUUAGCCGCCAUCACAAAAUUAACCGGUUGUAAACAAGUCUUCUCAAUCCCAUAUCAUCCGAUGUCUAAUGGGCAAGUUGAGCGAUUUAACUCAACAUUUUGUGAUCAACUUAAAAAAUAUUGCAACGAUAAUAUCCAUGAUUGGGAUGUCUAUUUACAAUCCAUCGUAUGGGCAUACAAUUCUGGUAUUCAUGCUACAACUAAUUUCAUUCCAUACGAAUUGGCAUUUAACCGACACCUGAUUUCUCCAUUUGAACCGCCUUCAUCAGCCAUAUCAAUGCUUAAACCAAAUGACUAUUGGGAAAUAGCAAAUCGAUUCAAGAAAUUGGCUAUUCGUGCAGCACGACUGAACAUUCAACAACAUCAAUCGCUGAGUAAACAACGUUAUGACAAUGGACGCACCAAUCGGACGUACCAUCAAGGAGAAUUAGUUUGGGUCCGAGUAUUGUCCGGUCGAUCAAAAUUUGACUCUCGAUUUCAUGGGCCGUUUAUAAUUAUCGAAAGGAUAAACGAUGUCAAAUACAUUAUUGAACACGCCGAAAUGCAUUAUCAACAAGAAGAACAUGUGAACAAUUUCAUUCCAUCCUAUGAUCGGAAGUGA